AUGUCCAUGGACUCGGUCCAGCCAGCGCUGCGGACACUGCUGAUGGAUCUCGUGCAAGACGAUGCCGGCCGUCGUGGCCUGCUCGAAAGCAAUCCAGACAUUUCCGAGCGCGACUUCCACGCCAAGUAUUUUGUAUUCCAGCUCCAGCAUCAUACCUCGAGCGACUCGCACCUGUUGUCGUUUUACGCAAAGCACAUCUCGGGCUACGCCGGCCGCCUUGCCCAACUCUCUGUCAACCACUUUUUCCGCCUCCUCAAGUGCGCCUACACCAGCACCCAGCUCUCCAGCAGCUCCGAUUUUCACCGGAUCAUCUCGAUGGUGCUGCGAGACAUGUCGCUCGUCCGUGUCCCUCCAAAUGCAGGAAUUAUGGAGUUUUGGAUUGCCACCUCUGAUCUGACAUCCACCCAGAUGAUCAUCGGCUGGUUCAGUCAUCUUGAGCAGCUCUUUGGGCCGGGCGCCGUUUCGAUGCGAGACAGCAUUCGAGUGCUGAUGAUCCUGGUCAGCCGGACCCUCGAUCUCGACGAAAUUGCACCCGUCUUCAAACUCAUCACCGAUCGAUAUGGGCCUCUGCCGACCAAGACGCUCGCCAAUCUUGUCAUACAUUUCACCAAGAACGAUCAACUCAACACCAUUCUGGCCCUCGUCGACCUCGCUCCUCUCAGAAAGGACAAUGCCUCGUCAGUGAUCGUCACCGUGGCGGUGCUGAAGCAUUUUAUGAGCCAACGUAGCUACGGGAAGUGCUUGGAGGUUGCCCGUCGAAUACAUCUCAACGGCAUCAUCCCCCCAGAGGUCUUUCACCAGCUCUUCAUUAUGUACGACCAAGAGUCGCAUGUGGACGGGCUGCUCUACACGUUCGAGUAUAUGAAGUCCUACUAUCGCGAGCGCGAGCGCCAAGAUCUUAUCAAGGUCGAGUCCUUCAACACGGUUAUCGCCGCACUGUGGAAGCGGGGUCUGGUCGACCAAGGCUUUGCCCUUCUUGAAGAGAUGGGCCGCUGUGGCAUCGAAUCCGACCGGGUUACCGAAAACAUCCUUCUCCAGCAGCAUAUCCGAUCGGGACAGAUCGACAAAGCCCUGUCGCUCUUUCGAGCAAGCUACCUCACCAAGGACUCGGCAGCGUCGGUGGCUCGGUCUGACACUUUUGGAACGAUCCUCGUCGGCCUCUUGAAGAGCACCCGCCCCGAGCUCGCUUUUGAAAUCUUCCGAGACGGCUGGAACUCGGGGCUCCGCUUGCGUGAGAAGGAAUGGAAAAUGUUCCUGGCCCAGAUCUUCACUAUUCCACUGCUCGCCCACCGGGCCUUCGAAGUCGUCGACCUCUAUCUAUCCCAGGGACAGCGCAAGGCCAUUACCAAGAGCACCCAGGCAGUACUCCUGUCUGGAUUCAGCAAGCUGGGGAUGUUCAAACACAUGGACCGCGUUUUGGAGCUCCCGGUGUCGUCCUCCAAAACCAUGAAUAUCCAAACGACAAACACGAUGAUGAAGAUGGCGCUGCUGGACCACAACCCGCAAAAAGCCAUCAGCUACUUUGACCAAAUGAUCGAAAGUGGCAUGUACCCCACUGUGCUCUCGUACCAUAUCCUCAUCAACUACUUUUCUUUCAACGCGCAAAUCGAGAGUAUGGAGUACUACUUUGACCGGAUGCUGCGACAGCAUGUGCGUCCGGACGGAAAGCUUUACGUGGCCAUGUUGAUGGGGUAUGUUCAUGCGCUACAAGCCAGCAAGGAUGACCAAAAGGCCAACCGUCGCCUUGCCGACAGCUUCCGCCAGCUCUGGAGAGCAUACAUCUUCGGCCAAGUCGACCGGGCCCUGCUGAGCCAUCUGGUCAAGCAAACCCGCUCGAGUCUCCUGAACGAAGUUGUUGCCCGCAGAAUCACUCCAUACUAUUUUUCCAAUCUGCAGUUCGCUCCGAUUCGGCCCAAGCCGCUGACGCUGGCCCUCAGAGACUUUUCUCGGCUGAUCCACCAGCUCUGUGUCUCGGGCUGUGUUGAAAUCGCCGAGGAAGUUUGGAAGGACAGCAUGGGACUGCCCCUUGCUCCACACAUAAGGCAGAACCCCGAAUCGCUCGUCUCCGCGACCGAUGCGCUCAGGCCCUCGCCAUCGGGACGAUCACCCGGUCGUCAACACAAUGCCACCGCCCAUCUCGGGCCUUUGGAGCACGAUCGCACGGAUGCUGGCUCGCUGACUGAUACAUCGCCCAGCGACCCAACAUCGGCGUCCUUGACGGCACCGUGCUUGCGAGAGUUUCAUCGUCCCGAAGGAAUCUCGUACCGCUGUUUUGUUCACGCGUACCACCGACUCUCGCGGGCCGACAAAGCCCAGGAAUGGGCAGCUCGCGAGCGUUCCGACUGCCACGACAGCGAUACCAAUCGAUCGGCGAGAGAAUAG
Messenger RNA from Polychytrium aggregatum, 2382 nucleotides. RefSeq lists its product as uncharacterized. The coding region runs from base 1 to 2382 and encodes 793 amino acids. The transcript has a single exon. Lineage: Eukaryota; Fungi; Chytridiomycota; Chytridiomycetes; Polychytriales. The record is from RefSeq and is a predicted model, not a curated record. Gene Ontology annotation, molecular function: protein binding.